Lactuca sativa (garden lettuce) is the source of this 1539-nucleotide messenger RNA. RefSeq names its product Mitochondrial substrate carrier family protein. The record is from RefSeq and is a predicted model, not a curated record. NCBI's taxonomy places the organism in Eukaryota, Viridiplantae, Streptophyta, Magnoliopsida, Asterales, Asteraceae.
UUCCAUUCUUUUUCUUGGGCGGAAAGUUGAUACAUUGCGAUGAGGGGAGGGGAGGGGAGAGAGUUCUGAAUUAGAUAUCCUGAAAUACACGAGACUCCUCAAAUUUCGAGACUAACGUCGAUCUCCGUGAGCCUCGUCCUCUGUCUAAACUCUAAACCCCCUCCAUAAAACCACCCUAAAACCCUAAACCGACGAACGAAAGGUUGAAAGGACUGCUAAAAGCAACUGCUCGAUUUCAUGGCGGUCACCAGCAGUAGCACUACAGCUUCUGAAGGAAUUCAAGGAACAAAAUCUUCAGCAACAAUUGUUUUAACAAACUCGCCACACAAUCAAUUCUUUGUUUGGAGAGAGUUCUUAUGGGGAGCCCUUGCUGGUGGCUUUGGGGAAGGGAUGAUGCACCCAAUUGAUACUGUGAAAACUCGGAUCCAAAGUCAAGCCAUUUUGGCUCAAAGCCAGAAUCAAAAGACUAUAUUACAGAUGGUCAGAGCUGUCUGGGGUGCUGAUGGUUUAAGAGGUUUUUAUAGAGGGGUGGCACCUGGGGUAACUGGAUCUCUUGCAACGGGUGCAACAUACUUUGGUGUCAUAGAAUCCACCAAAAAGUGGAUUGAAGAAACACAUCCGAAUCUUGGAGGUCAUUGGGCCCAUUUCAUUGCUGGUGCUUUAGGAGAUACACUUGGGUCUUUUAUAUAUGUCCCUUGCGAGGUGAUUAAGCAACGUAUGCAGGUUCAAGGAACAAAGAAAUACUGGAGUUCAGUUGUGAUGAAAGAGGGUGCAUCUGAUGCCAGUUUGAGUAUGUAUGGAUACUAUUCUGGAAUGUUUCAAGCUGGAUGUUCAAUAUGGAAAGAUCAAGGACCAAAGGGACUAUAUGCAGGGUAUUGGUCUACACUUGCAAGGGAUGUCCCAUUUGCUGGUUUAAUGGUUACGUGUUAUGAGGCGUUAAAAGAAGUAACAGAAUACGGGAGGCAAAAGUGGUUCCCUAACUCAAGAUUCCAUGUCAAUAGUUCUUUUGAGGGGCUUGUAUUGGGAGGAAUAGCUGGAGGUGUUAGUGCAUAUCUUACAACUCCUUUAGAUGUAAUCAAAACAAGACUACAAGUACAAGGCACAAUCGUAAGGUAUAAUGGUUGGAUGGAUGCAUUUCGUAGAAUAUGGUUGAUUGAAGGUGCAAAGGGUUUUUUUAGAGGAAGCAUUCCACGGGUGAUAUGGUAUGUUCCAGCUUCUGCUCUUACAUUCAUGGCUGUUGAAUUCCUCAGAGACCAAUUCAAUGAGACAAAGACACCAAACACAGAUACAGUCACUAGCUUAAUAUUAGACAAAAGUAAGCCUCCUUUGCAACAAAAUUAGAUUUACUGAGAAUAGCAACAUACUUCUAAACUAAACUAAGUGAAUUCUUUUUGGUGGGCCAUAAUAGGGUUGGCUACCAAAUUUUACUCUUUUGGUGAAUAGUAACAAGUUUCACCUUUUUGGUGAAUGUUAAUAUUCUUAAUGAAACCAUCUAAUUCAUCCACUAUAAUAAUAUUUCUCACAUAUGCUCUAUUACAA